AUGUCCAUUACUACGCCCGUGACCCAGUUGCUGGGCAUCCAGCAUCCAAUCCUGCUUGCCGGGAUGGGCCAGACAUCCGGAGCUCCGCUUGCAGCGGCGGUCUCAAAUGCAGGAGGCCUAGGCGUCAUUGGCGGCGUCGGGUACACCCCUCGGAUGCUGAAGGAAAUGAUCGAGGAGUUAAAAGUGAGUCUUCGACAUCCGUCACUUCCCUUCGGGGUCGACCUUUUGAUUCCUCAAGUCGGAGGAUCAGCGCGCAAGACCAAUAUUGAUUAUACCAGAGGAACACUCGAUGAACUCGUUGAUAUCAUCAUUGAUGGCGGUGCCAAACUGUUCGUCUCGGCCGUGGGAGUUGCUCCCCAACAUAUCGUGACCAGACUCCACCGCCAUGGCAUACUGUAUAUGAACAUGGUCGGUCAUCCGAAACAUGUGCACAAAGCCUGCCAAGCUGGCGCGGAUAUCAUUUGUGCCCAGGGCGCCGAAGCAGGCGGACACACUGGUGAUACGCCAACGAGUGUCCUCAUUCCCGCCUGCGCAGACCUUGUCAAGAACUACACAUCGCCCUUGACGGGCAAGCCGGUGCAACUCGUGGCUGCAGGUGGUAUCUAUGACGGCCGUGGCAUUGCAGCCAUGUUGAUGCUUGGAGCAUCUGCCGUGUGGGUGGGCACGCGAUUCGUGACGGCCAAAGAGUCUGGAGCUCCAGAGGUAGCCAAGCGAGCUAUCAUCGAAGCAGACUUCGACAGCACCAUCAAGUCAACCAUCUGGACCGGCCGGCCCCUACGCGCGCUGGGCACUCCAUACGUGCGCAACUGGGAACUCAACCGACAAGACGAGAUCAAGCUACUUCAAGCACGAGGGAUUAUCCCCCUUCAGCACGAGCUGGACAAGCUCGAAAAGGCCGGCGGCAUCACCGAAGAAAUUGAAGACCAAAGCACAUUGAGGUACGUAUACGUAUACUUUGACCAUCUCACGUAUCUGAAGCCAUACUUUGAUCCGCCUCGCCGUUUCCAAGGGAUCUCCGAUCUUGAUGAUCCCUUGCUUCCAACUGCUCUGUUCAUGAUCCUUUCAAACGAGUCUGUUCAAUCCGAUGUCAUUUCAUUUCUCUGCAUCGCAUCUCCUAGUCGUAAACCCAAAAGGUGA
Exophiala dermatitidis NIH/UT8656 is the source of this 1137-nucleotide messenger RNA. Its product is annotated as oxidoreductase, 2-nitropropane dioxygenase. The transcript has 6 exons. The record is from RefSeq and is a predicted model, not a curated record. Gene Ontology annotation, molecular function: nitronate monooxygenase activity. Lineage: Eukaryota; Fungi; Ascomycota; Eurotiomycetes; Chaetothyriales; Herpotrichiellaceae. The coding region runs from base 1 to 1137 and encodes 378 amino acids.